CAUCGGCAUACCCAGUCGCACUGAGUGCAAGUAAGACAGGUACAAAACGUGUUGUUAAAUUGAAAAAGGACGUAAAACGAGUAAAAACGGUAUCCAACGGCGAACAGUUGAAUAUCUCUGUCGUGACCCCCCACUUUCAGUGUCGACACACGACUCGGUACGUUCAGAUAUCCGAGGGAUAAAGAGAAGAAAACGAAUUUUUUCCCCCAAACAAAUUGCGAAGAUAUCGCCAGGAUUUGAAUUUUUUUUUUCGAAAAUAUCGAGGUGUUGCGAACGCUUUGAAGACAGUUAUGAAAGAACGCAGAGACAAUUAUUCGUGUAAAACACGAGUGAAAAAAAUUGUCUGAAGUGCUUGGUGUUUACUUGAUUGUUCGUCAAACUGUUUUUUUUUUCAAGUUCUUAAAACCGAAAACAGUGAAGGGAACGCGGAUUCGCGGUUGUGCCUGUUGGCUGUCGCCUCACGGAUGCAUAUGGAGGUGUCCCCGAACCGGCGCUGUCUGAACCAGCUUAACAGCUGAUCGGAGUACGAGGCGGCGGUGAACGGGGCCACUACUGCACCAACACCCCGCGAACGGAUUAAAAAAACCAUAACAAUCCAUUGUUUUUCUUCGAUGAUCGGUUAUUUGAUCGAGAGAAGGAAGAUAAUACAUUGAGGGGCCCGAGAAGAUAAUAACAGUCAGAUUGACGCAAAGAUGGUCAAAACUUUUCAAGCUUAUCUGCCCUCCUGCCAUCGCACUUACUCGUGCAUACACUGCCGUGCUCACUUAGCUAAUCACGACGAACUCAUCUCCAAGUCCUUCCAGGGCAGCCAGGGUCGUGCCUAUCUAUUUAAUUCAGUAGUUAACGUGGGCUGCGGACCCGCUGAGGAAAGAGUUCUGCUGACAGGUCUUCAUGCUGUCGCGGAUAUAUACUGCGAGUGCUGUAAAACGACACUCGGCUGGAAAUAUGAGCACGCGUUCGAAUCAAGUCAGAAGUACAAGGAGGGCAAAUUCAUAAUCGAACUUGCCCACAUGAUAAAGGAGAAUGGAUGGGAAUGAACCACCGUCGCCAGGGCAAAAGUGGGGGAUCACGACUAGAUAAAGUCCCUCACUGGAGCCCUUGGAACAGGCAGAUUACGUGAAUAAUUAAUAAUUCUUAGAGAGACAGGCUAAAAGCGCUAAACAUAAAAACAAUCCAUACAUUGUUGUCCUCAUGUUUCAGUCCCUCGAAUCAUUCUAACUAAAACGGAAACUAAUGAGUAAGGAAAAUGACAAAGCAUCAUUACCCCUAAAACAUUAAAAAAAAAAAACAAAAAAAAACCACCAACGAAAGUCUGUGAUUUCAUUUGUGAUUUAUAAUCUUAGUAAUGUUUUUCUGUUCCGGACAAUUUCACUGAAGGAAAAAUGAAAAAAUACCGAAACGUCAGGGAUUUUUUUUCGAGAUGAAAGCAAAGAUUUUUUCAUUCUCAAAAAAAAUGUUCUUGAUCGAAAAGGAAAAGCUUUUUUUGGAGAAGAAGAAAAGAAAACAGUUUUAUCGACCGGAUAUUUUUUCACAGUGAGAAAAAUCUUUCUCGCCGCAAGAAUGUUUUUCCCAACCGGAAAAAAAACAUUUUCGAAAUGAAAAUAAAUAUUUGAAUUGAAGAAGUGAAGAAAGUCGAUUAUUGUGGAGGAUGUGGAUUAUUGUGGAGCCAUAUAGAGAGGAUUUUAUGAUGGAAAGAGAUGAUUAAGUAUUUGUAUAUUGAGAGAUAUUUUUGGAAAUGCGAGAGAUUGUCGAGUUGCUGGGAAAAUUUGUUGUGAAGAUGGAGUUGUCGGGGAUUUUUGGGGGUCAACUGUGGUUACAGUGGUGCCAUUAUGGCGAUUUUUUUUCUUCGAGGGGAAACACGUGCCGAUGAAUAAUUGGGGGAAUCCCAAAAAUGGAACCAAAAAAUUCUUUUAACAAACGGAAAAGAGGGAAUUCCCAAAAAUGGGAGGGUAAAAAAAUUGACACUUCAAUUUUUUCUAUCCUUGCCAACUCCCCUUUCCCCUGGAUUGAAAGAGGCACGAAAAUUCCCUAGGUGGAUGUCAUUGUUGUGGAGAUAACCUAUGAGAAUUUUCUCACGACAACAAACUGCAAAAUAAUGUUGAAAUGAAAUAAGAUGAGAUGAAAUAUGUAAUGUGAGUGCAGCGGGGGUGUGCCACAGACUUUGUUGGACUGACUGCCUGCCUGCCGCCUCUAUCGUUGGAAUUUCACUGCCGAUAAUUCCUAAUUAAUUAGUAAAGAUGAAGUAAUGGGAGAUGUCGAGAUGAGGGAGACGAUGAAAAUAUAAUUGGAAGGAUUUUAGAGAUGAAAAUUGGGAUAAACUUACUGAGCCUGAGAAUGCCCAGAUUGUAGCCCCAGCGUAGCCUACACUAGUGUUAUGAGAAAAGCCUAUAUAAAAUAUUAUAGGAAUUCAUUUAAUGAUUUCUGUGAUUAAUUGAAAUGACGAGAUGGAAGAUUAAAUUUUUGGGAAUGAUUCCCUGUAGCUUAAUGUGAUAGGAUGAGAAUUAUUGGUUGGGAAUAUUUCAAGGAUUCGGGGUGAACACCUGGCCAAUCCCUUUUGCCCUGUUUUUUUUUUUUCAUGAAAAAAAAAUUAUUGAAAUUUUUUAUUAGAUUUAUAUUUUUUUCAGGCAU
Messenger RNA from Diachasma alloeum, 2628 nucleotides. RefSeq names its product protein yippee-like 1 (gene Ypel). Lineage: Eukaryota; Metazoa; Arthropoda; Insecta; Hymenoptera; Braconidae. The record is from RefSeq and is a predicted model, not a curated record. The coding region runs from base 693 to 1037 and encodes 114 amino acids. The transcript is spliced from 6 exons.